Molecule: messenger RNA, 1239 nt
Organism: Phycomyces blakesleeanus NRRL 1555(-)
Lineage: Eukaryota; Fungi; Mucoromycota; Mucoromycetes; Mucorales; Phycomycetaceae
Exons: 5
Coding region: 1-1239 (412 amino acids)
Source: RefSeq, a predicted model, not a curated record
AUGUACUUUGAUGACAUUUCUGUCCAGUUAAGACCUUUGGAAGACUUCAAAGUAGACAACCCUCCGAGCAUAUAUACCCAACUCUCAACCUUCUCUGGAUCAUCAUUUUUUGCAUUAGAUGAACUUCAUUUAAUUGCAAGAGGGAUUGGAAAGCUUGUGUAUGACCUGAUUACUGUCACCCUCACAAAGGAAACCAAAAUUUAUUAUACCCAUCCAGACAAUACCCUCAAUACCACUGAAUACCCUUUUCAUAUACCAAGAGCAGACCUUGUAACAAUUGGAAACUGUAUCACCAGCUCACAAAAAUAUAUACCCCCCUCAAUUCAAGGCAGUUUUGACGACGUAUUUGCCAAGAUCGAUAAUACUCGCGCAGUUGACUGGCUUGACUUUCUCUUAUACCUUGUCCCCACUUUGGUCGUGCCUUAUUUACCAAAUAGGGCUGUCAAAACAGCUCUAUUAUCUCUCACGUUGACAUCAGAAUUGCUUGAUGAGAUGGAGUCAUACUUCAAGCACUGGCACUCGUUUUUAUAUAAAAAAGUCCAGAAUAAUACUCUGUCUCGUAGUGUUUUCCGACCAGUGCAACAUUACCUGGUUCAUAUACCCUAUAUCAUCAAGCAGCAAGGCCCCCUGCGAUGCUACUCCACUCACUCAAUGGAGAGAGUAAUUGGCAUCUUCUCAAAAUUGAUAAAGUCCAAAUCAAAGGGUGGCCGAAAUGCCAGUUUUCUUGUCGAGCAAUUUGCAAUUCACAAUUAUACCAGCAUGGCAAUCAGCAUCUGUGAUGAAGUCAACCUCAUUCGGCCAAAGCCAUAUGGAAGAGAGAGCUACAUGGACCUUCCUAAUGAUCCUAGUGAUGCGCAGUUGUGGGAGCCGUUUCAUCAGUUUGUUAAUUUGAAUGAUGAUUUGGUGGAAGGUGUAGGCGGCCCUAGUGUGAAGGAAGCUUUAUUGAUAUAUUACCGGAGAACAACAGGCUUGACUAGCCACGAGUUUGGUGACUCUGUUGUUGUUGUAGCUGCACGUUUGUGGAUGAACUCGACUGUAUAUUCUCCAUGCAUGUACCAAAGAAAGAAAAACAAGACCAGCUGUGGCAACCAUUACGUGAUGUUUACUUGCCCCUAUAGAAAGGAAAUUCAGGCAUACUAUUGUGAAUAUUCCGCAUUUUAUUGUGGGGUUUUGCCUAUUUCUACUGGUACCAAAGCUGAUCUGGUUACAUGUGCACAGACCUGCUAUCUACAAGUGUAA